CAAAUUUUCUGGAGUAAGUUUUAAUCAUGCAUCAAUUUAGAAAAGGAGAAAGAGAGAAAUUAACCACUAAAAGAAUCAAACCCACGCAUUCGGACGUGCCAAGAUGGAUGCCCCCACGCCGCUAUCAUGCCAAGAUAUCACAGACACACUGAGGGCCAUGAGGACGAUAGAUGACAAGAUAAUUUAUGAGCUGAACCUGGCCACCCCUACACAGUCCUUCCGCAGCGCUGUGGACCCCAGGACGCACUGCCAGGAGUUGUACACACAGCUGAACAAGAUGUACAGUGAGCGUGGUUCCCUUAUAAGCCAGUGUGAGGAUGAGGCGCGAGGCAAACUGAGGGCCAUGCAGGGACAGUUGGCUUCCAAACGCGAUGACCCAGCGUUUAUGAGGAAGCUGCGCAGUGAACAGAGCAAGGUGCGAGAGUUGCAAAAUGAAACAACCAUUGAGGAAAUCAUAAGAGAGAGAAGCUUGAAGGUGUUUGAGGAGAAAUGCCGCCACUUCUACAAACCGCCCCCUAAACCUGAAUGACUGCCCUCACCCCUGCCAACCCUGCCAGCACCCUCACUACUACAGCACCAAUAGAGGGAAAGCCACACCCUUCAAUGUCCGAAUUUUUUUACAAACACAAAAGUAAAAGUUAUUCUCAGGGUGAAGAUUUGGUGUUCUGUCAUGUUCUUCAGUGCUUGUUCUUCCAAAGGGCUAUAGGGGGUUACUAUCUUCAGGGAUGGAGGUUCUGUUCAAGCUCUGUUCAGUUGUGGGUGUUCAUUUUUUUUUUUUUUUAAGUAAGAGAGGCGAGAGUGUGUGCCAUAUUUAGAAACAUUUCCUUCUCUCACAGCGACUAUUUGUAAAGGCCGCAGAGACAGUUAGCUGAGUUCUAAAGGUAAUUUGCCCUGUUGGUAAUGCAGAAACCUUAUUAACAUGGCACUAUUAUUACAGAAAUGUCCUUAAAUACUGUAACUUCAAUUAGAACCCUUUAAAAAUUGUGGAGGUGAGGCACAGAAAUGUUUCAGAAUAUGGGCCAGUGUAAGACAGCGAUAGACAGCAACAGACAGCGAUAGACAGCUUGGCAUCACCACAAAUUGUACAUUUCCAUUGAUCAUUGUCCAUCUGCCAACUCCUCUUCUCCUUGUCAAGUUGUAAUAAUGUAAUGUUUGUAUUUACUUUGUACCACGGGAGGCUCUUGUAUAGUAAACUGUUAGACUUCA
Messenger RNA from Portunus trituberculatus (swimming crab), 1206 nucleotides. RefSeq names its product protein MIX23-like (gene Ccdc58). The record is from RefSeq and is a predicted model, not a curated record. The coding region runs from base 104 to 529 and encodes 141 amino acids. Gene Ontology annotation, cellular component: mitochondrial intermembrane space; mitochondrion. The transcript is spliced from 4 exons. Lineage: Eukaryota; Metazoa; Arthropoda; Malacostraca; Decapoda; Portunidae.